This is a messenger RNA of Linum trigynum, 612 nucleotides long. The record is from the annotation of a GenBank genome assembly. Lineage: Eukaryota; Viridiplantae; Streptophyta; Magnoliopsida; Malpighiales; Linaceae.
AUGGGGAACACGGAGAAGCUGAUGAACCAGAUAAUGGAGCUGAAAUUCAUGGCGAAGACGCUGCAGCGGCAGGCGAGGAAGUGCGAGAAGGAAGAGAAGGCGGACAAGCUGAAGGUGAAGAAGGCGAUCGAGAAAGGGAACAUGGACGGAGCUAGGAUCUACGCCGAGAACGCGAUCAGGAAGAGGACCGAGCAGAUGAACUAUCUCAGGCUGUCUUCCAGGCUUGAUGCCGUCGUUGCUCGCCUCGAUACUCAGGCCAAGAUGACCACUAUCAACAAGUCCAUGGCCAACAUCGUCAAAUCUCUCGACUCCUCUCUCGCUUCGAGUAAUUUGCAGAAGAUGUCUGAAACAAUGGACCAGUUCGAGAAGCAGUUUGUGAACAUGGAGGUCCAAGCAGAGUUCAUGGAGAAUGCAAUGGCGGGUUCUACUUCACUGUCCACGCCCGAGGGUGAGGUCAACAGCCUGAUGCAGCAGGUGGCGGAUGAUUAUGGACUGGAGGUGUCAGUUGGGCUUCCUCAGCCUGCAGCACAUGCUGUGCCAACCAAGGUCCGGGAGAAGGUCGACGAGGAUGACUUGUCCAGGCGUCUUGCAGAGCUCAAGGCAAAGGGCUAA